AUGGCUGCAGCAAGGAAAAAUGGUCAUAUUGAACAAACAUUAAUGACGGAAGCUUCGAAAUGUAAUUGCUGUCCUUAUGGAUUUCACAUAGAUCUUGGAUUUGUUGAUUUCGUGGAGAAUGUUGGCAGUGAAGCCAGCAAUGGAAUAUCGAGGAACGAUAGAAAUGGUCUACAAAAAUAUUCGUUGAAAUAUGUCGGUGAUUUAAAUAGUACAGUUAAUAAAUGGUGUGGAACACCGAAGCAGAAACAAGCUAGAAACCCUUUAGACUCUAUUUUCAGUGAUUCACUGGAAAACGUUGUAAGCGACUUUGAAGAAACAUUGAAUUUGCAAGAAAGUAAAUCAGAACGAGAAUCGCAAAAUCUAUCAAAUAAUGCGAGAAAAAACAUGCGAUACAAUGGCUACUUUUCAGAUUAUGGUACAGCGCAAAGUAGUAAUCGGUCAUUGCCACUGAAAAUACGUUAG
This is a messenger RNA of Cercopithifilaria johnstoni, 462 nucleotides long. Lineage: Eukaryota; Metazoa; Nematoda; Chromadorea; Rhabditida; Onchocercidae. The record is from the annotation of a GenBank genome assembly.